Molecule: messenger RNA, 7047 nt
Organism: Aspergillus melleus
Lineage: Eukaryota; Fungi; Ascomycota; Eurotiomycetes; Eurotiales; Aspergillaceae
Exons: 3
Coding region: 1-7047 (2348 amino acids)
Biological process (GO): secondary metabolite biosynthetic process; fatty acid biosynthetic process
Molecular function (GO): oxidoreductase activity; phosphopantetheine binding; fatty acid synthase activity
Source: RefSeq, a predicted model, not a curated record
AUGAGUAAGCCAACACCUUUCGAGCCAAUUGCUGUUGUCGGCCUGUCAUUCCGUUUGCCUGGCGGCGCUAAGGACCUUGACGGCCUUUGGAAGCUUUUGGAGAGCGGCGAGUCGGCGUGGACGCCGGUGCCUGAAGAUCGGUACAAUGGAGAGGCCUUCUACCAUCCAAGUGCGGAUGAUCCCAAUGGUACAAGCAACCACCCAGGAGGGCAUUUCAUCUCGGAUGACAUUCGCGACUUUGACCACACGUUCUUCCACUUCUCCAAGCCCCAGGCAGCCGCAAUAGACCCUCAACAGCGGCUUUUGAUGGAGCUUGCUUACGAGGCACUCGAGAGCGGCGGCAUCUCGCGUGAAAGCGUGGCGGGAUCCGCUACCUCCGUCUACACUGCCCUUUUCCCAACGGACUACGACCGGCAGCUCUACAAAGACACACUAGACCUCCCCGCCUACUACGCGACCGGAGUGGAAAAGGCACUCCUUUCUAACCGGCUUUCACAUGUGCUGGACUUAAGGGGCCCGUCCAUGACGCUGGACACUGCAUGCUCCGGAGGACUUGUCGCCUUGCACCUAGCGUGCCAAAGUCUGCAAGCUGGUGAAUCUGACAUGGCGCUGGUGUCGGCCUCAAACCUGAUACUGGGUCCAGAUCACUUUAUCGGCCUAAGCAACCUGCAUAUGCUCAGCAGCACCGGACGUUGCUAUCCAUUCGAUGACCGCGGAGACGGCUAUGGCCGAGGGGAAGGUGUAGUCGUACUGGUCCUGAAACGCUUGGAUGCGGCCAUUCGGGACCGCAACCCGAUUCGCACGAUUAUUCGGGGGACAGCGGUCAAUCAAGAUGGCUACACCCCGCAGAGCAUCACGUAUCCCAAUGGCCAGGCGCAGGCAGAUCUGGCUCGACAAGCUUAUGCUCGUGCUGAAUUAUGUCCAGGAGAUAUUGCUUAUAUCGAAGCACACGGAACUGGAACCCAGGCGGGUGACAAGGAGGAGUUGGAGAGCAUCGCAGAAGUGUUCGCCAGUGCCCCAAUCAGGUCGAUGCCGCUAUUUGUGGGCUCAACCAAAGGAGCUAUCGGACAUACCGAAAGUGCGGCCGGGUUGGCCAGCUUGCUCAAAGCGGCGGUGAUGCUCGAUCGAGAAUUGAUCCCUCCCGUCGCCGGUUUUACCAAUCCCAAGCCAGGCUUGCCGCUGGAUCGAAUAGAAGUACCGACGGCCGUAAUCCCCUGGCCCCACGUGACAGGAAUCACGCCUCGUAUAUCUAUCAACAGCUUUGGUUUUGGCGGGGCCAAUGCACACGCCAUUCUAGAGCGCGGACAACGAGCCAUUCGGGAGGACGACGCGACCAACUGCACGGCAACAUCGCGCCUGUUCACCCUCUCAGCCAAUAGCACGACAUCGUUGAGGAACAUGAUUACGGCACACUAUGAUUGGAUCAGACAGCACGCGGAAAGGACACCGUUGGCCGACAUCUCUUACACGCUCUUGCAUCGCCGUUCUGCCCUGCCGUAUAGAUUCAGCGUCGUAGCCGAGGAUCACGCCUCACUGAUGGAAGCUCUAGGACAGAGUAUUUCCCUGUCGGCGAUCAAGCCAUUGCCCGCAGAGCUGGAUUUGAUCGCAGUGUUUACCGGACAAGGCGCCCAGUGGGCCGGUAUGGGCCGUGAACUGCUGCUAGAGACGACCCCAUCAUCGAUAUACCGGGAUUCGAUUCGGGCGUCACGCGAUAUUCUGCGUGAGCUGGGUGCUCCCUGGGACUUGGAAGCAGAAGUUCUGCGAGACACGACAGAGUCCCGUCUCGGCGAGGCCGAGCUGGCACAGCCGGCAACGACGGCGCUCCAGAUCGCCCUCGUGGCGUUGCUUCGAGCACAAGGCAUCCGACCGCAUGCAGUUGUAGGCCACUCAAGCGGCGAAAUUGCUGCCGCUUAUACCGCUGGUUACAUAUCGCAUGAGACGGCCAUCAGAGUUGCAUACCAACGUGGCUUCAUGGCGGCCGCCGUAAAGGCACAAGGUCUCGGCCGGGGUGCCAUGUUGUCGGUCGGAUUGGGCGAGCACGAUGCCUCUGGGUACCUGGAUGACUUAACAACGGGGACGGCUAUUGUCGCCUGUGUUAACAGCCCUCGAAGCGUGACUAUUUCGGGCGAUGCCAGUGCCGUGGACGAAGUGGAGCGACGCAUUGUUGCCCAAGGUGACGGCACAUUCCACCGGAAGCUGCUUGUCGACACUGCCUAUCAUUCGCAUCACAUGCACGCCGUCGCCGAUAGGUACCGGGCACUUUUGGGCCAACUACCGACUGAAAACACUGCUUUCUCUCGGGAUGGGGAAGAGGUCGCGGUGUAUUCGUCCGUCACCGGCCAGCGGAAAUCAUCGGGGUUUGAUGAAGAGUACUGGACGGCUAAUUUAGUGUCCCCAGUGCGCUUCACAGACGCCGUUCAAGCCCUAGCAAAGGCUCGUCAUCGGCCUGGGCAACAUGCUGUUUUCGUGGAGAUUGGGCCGCACCCAACGCUGGCGGGGCCUGUACGCCAGAGUGUCCAGGCGUCGCUGGGGUUCACGUUGCCCUUGGAUUACUAUGGGACCCUCCAGCGCAAAGUGGAAGCUACGGCCAGUGUCCUGGCCCUGGUGGGCAAGCUCUUUGAGCGCGGAGCCGGCAUUUCGUGGGAUGCGGUGUCGGCGCUGGCUCCUGGAGCCGAUACCGCGGCGGUACGACACGAUUUACCUGCCUACCCCUGGGACCAUUCGACGAAGCAUUGGUACGAGUCCCGCGUUGCAAGCGCCUACCGUCAGCGCAGGGAACCGUAUCAUGAUUUGCUCGGCGUGCGCUUGCCACACGCCACCGACAUUGAGCCCCGCUGGCGGCACUUCCUGAGCAGGGCGACCCUACCAUGGUUAGAGGACCAUGUCGUAGACGGUCUGACCAUCUUUCCAGGUGCCGGUUACGUUUGCAUGGCCAUCGAAGCAGUUGCCCAACUAAUCCGUCAGGAGGUUCCCCAGAAGUCGCUUGAGGUGGUAGCUCUCCGGAAAGUUGCGUUUAAGCGCGGACUAGUUGUGCCCGAGAGGGAUCGUGUGGAGCUACAGUUGAGUCUCCAACCACAGCCCGGUCCUGGCCUUUCGUUUCGUUUCAGGGUCACGGCCCUUGCGGACGGCGGCCAAGUGUGGUAUGAGCAUGCUAGCGGCAUGGUGGAGGCUGUGCUGAUCGAUGAAGGUGACCGUGCCAUUACUCAGGCCAAAUUAGAGGACCUUCCUAGGCUUCCACCAGACGGUUACAGAGUGCCGCAGAAGACUCUAUAUGCUGACCUGGAUGCCGUCGGAAAUACCUACGGCCCUGCAUUCGCUGGACUAGAGUAUCUCAUGAUGAAUAAAGAUGCCUCACAGGGAUUGUCAUCAUUCAAAAUCCUUGACAUUCAAGCCUCAAUGCCGGCCCAGCACCAGCGCCCACACGUCAUCCACCCCUCGACACUCGACAUUGUAUUCCACACAGCAUUGCCGCUUGUGGGCCGGCAAUUGGGCCCUGGGUCUAUCAUGCCCGUGUACAUUGACGAGCUCCUCGUUGCCGCCACGCCCUACUUAGAGAAGCCUGGGUCGCAAUUGGACGUGUCAACGCUGCUCACAUCCAGUCACUUUUGCACGGCCAUGUCGGACAUGUCUGUAUCCGCCGGCCGAAAUCGAGUACUCUCGAUAUCAGGCAUGGAGUUCAGAAGUCUAUCUUCUCGCCUUGGAGGGGUCACAGAUUCCACCGGCCAGGUCAACGGUACUGCAGACCGGAAGAUUUGUUAUGAGCUCAACUGGAAGGCCGAUAUCGACUUUGCACGGACCGAGGAUCUCCCGGGUCAUCCUGCUUUAGCGGACGUUAUCAAACUCCUGAGCUUGAAGCGGGAUCGGCUUUUAACCAUUGGACUCGGUGCUAGCGUAGACCUAUCCGAAGACUUUCUCCAGACCAUUCAGUCUCACGACCCCAAUAACUGUCAUGAUAAUAUCGUGGCACACGACUUUAUCAAUACUACGCCUGCCCAGUUUGACGAAGCCGCUGAACGCAUAAAGAGAGCCCCAAUCAGGUUCCGUACGCUUCGCCCCGGUAUGAACCCUGUUGCCCGUGGAUUUGAGCCCGGCGUGUACGAUGUUGUUCUGGCUACAUCGACCAAGUGGUUGGACCAGGCCGCGGUCCUUGUGAGCCCGGGGGGCAUUGUUCUGCUGGUACUGAAUGCCCGAGACUCCGAAGAUGACAAGUGGCGAGGCAUGCUGGGAAAGACAGGAGAUGCCCGCCUGGAGGUGCUUCUGGCUUUCCGUGAUGCUGCUGGCGGGUUAAUCGCAGCAGCGAAGCCAGUGGUCGCACAGCUUCCGUCGAGUAUAACCAUCUUAACGCACUCGACACCGGGCGCUGCUGUUACUGAAUGGGUCUCUGUAUUGAAAAAGGGUCUAAAUGCUCGCAAUGUCGACGUCUGGCUUAGUCGACUAUGUCAGGACACGGUCCGGGCACUUCCAAGCAACACAAUCAUUAUCGUCGCCGACGACCACGCCGAGAUACCUAUUCUCAGUGACGCUGCCGCUUUUGAGGCAACUAUCACUCUUCUGAGGCAGCCAAAUAGAAUUGUAUGGUUAAGCCCCGACGGGCCAGCUCCUUUUCACCAGAUUGAAGGCGUUGCCCGAACUGCACAUGCCGAAAAUGAAGAUCUUCGUCUCAUUACUAUCCAUGUUGCAUCGAAUUUGUUCAAACAUCCACUUCGGUUCGAGCGGAUGGUCAAUGUUGUUGCAGGCGCAGUGAGUCGAAUAUCCACCACGAAAAUCCCUCACGUUGAGCGUGAGUAUCGAAUAUAUUCAAAUGGCGCCGUGGUCGUCCCUCGCCUACGCCGCAGCGAGACACUCAAUGCCGCUAUUGCAGAUAGAAGCGCUGGCCCCAAAACGAAGCAACUCCAUUUCACGGAUAUCGAACACAACCUGAUGAUAUCCCCCAAGAAUCAGGAGCUGUUCGUCGCCAAUCAUGGAUUCCGUGCGACUCCCAUGGCAGAUGAUGCCAUCGAGGUUGAGACCCAUACUCUUACAAUAACCAAGUCAGAUUCACCAGCCCUACCUAGCCCGAUUGUGGGCGUAGUGACAUCAAUUGGCGCUAAUGUCAAGUCUCUUUCCCUUGGGGACCGCGUUGUUGCUUUGGCCACCAUACUUGGCGCCAAUAGACUGCGCAUUCCAGUUUCUUAUGCCCACAGGCUUCCAUCUAACAUAUCUUCUCCCAUGGCAUCCGCCAUGCUAUUAGAUACCAUGGCCGCUUCAUUUGCGCUUCGAGAUACAGCUCGUCUGCUUUCGAGCGGGGGCACUGUUCUGGUCCACGGAGCUUUCACUGCGGCAGGUCGAGCCACCAUUGCCGUAGCCAAGCUAAUUGGCGCUCGGGUCACUGCAACCGCUGCCAGCUCGGCGGAGGCGUGUCUGCUCAAAGAACAAGAGGGCAUUGACGAGGCUAAUGUGUUGGUAGCCCGUCCUUCGCUCCACCGUCGCUUGCCACGCGAUAUCUUUCCCGAGGGGCUUGACGCGGUAAUACAAACCAGUGACGAAGCAGCCCCUGCCGAGGUAUUAGCGUACAUCAAACCAUUCGGAAAAGUAUUGGUUAUCGGCAAUCCGCACACACGCAUUGUUCUGCCGCCGAAGGUGUCACCAAACAUUGCGGUACAUUCCAUCGAUAUCGCCGGUAUCCUACAAGCUCGCCCCGACCUUACCGCCAGUCUGCUCGCCUCAGCGACAGUAGCGUUAGAGCAUGUUCAAUUGUCCCGGUUCAACAUUCCAAUUCGAGAUGUCACCGAAAUCGCCGAGGCCCUCCGACUAGUCAACACCGGCGUUCACGCAAAGGUCGUGCUGCAGGCCGGUCCGAACUCAACAGUUUCAGUCAUCCCGACCGCCAAGCUCGAUCUUUGGGCUAAUGAUGAUGCCACUUAUGUGAUCGCAGGUGGCUUAGGUGACAUUGGGCAGCGUUUCUUGUUUCAGUUUGCGCAUCGCGGCGCUAGGCACGUAGCGACACUUAGCCGCCGCGCUGUUGACCCGGACACUUAUCGAUCGCUGCAAGUCAAGCUGGAAGCUAUUCGUCCCGGGAUUAGGCUGUAUACCCUUCAGGGCGAUGUCACAUCCGAAUCCAGUGUCCUAGCAGCAGCGGCUUCACUUUAUCGGCAGGGUGCGCCUCAGGUGCGGGGAGUUAUUCAAGCUGCAGUGGUUAUGAAGGAUCGCCCUCUGGAUCUCACCACAUAUGAAGACUUUGAUAUCGUCACAAAGACCAAGGUGAACGGUACGCUGACUCUUUACCGGGUCUUUGCGUCUCCCAACCUAGCAUUCUUCCUCAGUCUGUCCUCUAUUUCUAGUAUCGUCGGUGCAAGUGCAGAGACAAGCUACAACGCUGGAAAUGCGGUGCAGGAUGCCCUCGCGCAUCCAGAACCGGACUCGCCCAACCAGACUUGUUUCAUGACGGUCAGCCUCGGGUGGAGCGAAGGUGCUGCCCUCACGGUGGACGACGAGACCCGCCAGGGGGCCCUCCGUCGCGCCGGUUUUUGUCUCAUCCACCUCGACGAGCUAAUACGUUUUAUCGACCAUGUUCUGGAUUCUGCGGUCGAUCCUGGUGCACGCACAUCGUCGCAUGCAAUCAUCGGCUUUGACGCAGAAUCGCUGGCCGGCGCGACCGCCCGAAAUGGCACCAUUCAUUCUGCCCUUUUCAGCCAAGUUCGUAACGGCAAAGGCCACGAUCUAUCUGCGGAGGCGCCAGAUGGAGGCAUUUCGACUGGACCGACCUUUGAACAAGUGGUUGCCCAGGGAAGCGAGGCCGCGACGGACUUCAUUUCCCGCGCCAUGACAGAGCAACUAGCUCGAUUAAUCUCGGCUGAUACAAGCACCAUUGACGCUCGACAAGGCUCAAUUAUGGCGUUAGGCCUGGACUCACUUGUUGCGGUGGAGCUGCGAAACUGGAUCACGCGGCAUUUUCAUGCACCGCUGCAGUCCUCCGAGAUAUUGGUUGAUCAGACAGUGCAAGAAUUAGCUGAAAGAGUUGCAGGGCGGUCCAAGUUGAUCAAACGCCAAGAAGCUGCCGGUGUGUAG